AUGGAGGAGGGCCAACCAAGUUUCCCUCCUGGAAACCAACUUCCUCUUUAUGUUCUCCUUCAGGUUGGCCUGCUAAUCAAACAGGCUACUGGGAAAAGCAAGCUGAAGAGAGUUACACUGGAAUUGGGAGGAAAGAGUCCUUGCAUUGUAUUUGCUGAUGCUGACUUGGAUAAUGCUGUGGAAAUGGCACACCAUGGUCUGUUCUUCCACCAGGGACAGUGCUGCAUUGCUCCAUCGAGGCUUUUUGUGGAAGAGUCUAUUUGUGAUGAGUUUGUUCAGAGGAGUGUAGAACGUGCCAAGAAAUACACACUGGGGAAUCUUCUGAACCCAGGAGUACAGCACGGCCCUCAGAUUGAUAAAGAGCAAUACAAUAAAAUACUUGACCUCAUUGAGAGUGGGAGGAAGGAAGGAGCCAAACUGGAAUGUGGAGGAGGACCAUGGGGAGACAAAGGUUUAUUCAUCCAGCCUACAAUUUUCUCCAAUGUUACUAAUGAGAUGCUCAUCACCAAAGAAGAGAUAUUGCCCAAUAAACUCCUUCUUCCAUUGACUCUCCAUUAUUUUAAAGAACAACAGGCAGAAUUGAUUGACAAAGUGAUUAGGACUAGCCCACAAAUGUUGAAGAAAGAGACCUCAGUAAAUCCAGCAGAUCGGACUGUUCCUGCCCCACUCGUUGUUCAAUUGGGUCUGACUCUUCAUGAUCCCGUUUGGGGUUUACCUGACAGACACUAA
Messenger RNA from Trichosurus vulpecula (common brushtail), 729 nucleotides. RefSeq names its product aldehyde dehydrogenase, cytosolic 2-like. NCBI's taxonomy places the organism in Eukaryota, Metazoa, Chordata, Mammalia, Diprotodontia, Phalangeridae. The transcript is spliced from 5 exons. Gene Ontology annotation, molecular function: benzaldehyde dehydrogenase (NAD+) activity. Bases 1 to 729 code for a protein of 242 amino acids. The record is from RefSeq and is a predicted model, not a curated record.